Fusarium graminearum PH-1 is the source of this 414-nucleotide messenger RNA. RefSeq lists its product as uncharacterized. The coding region runs from base 1 to 414 and encodes 137 amino acids. The record is from RefSeq and is a predicted model, not a curated record. The transcript has a single exon. Lineage: Eukaryota; Fungi; Ascomycota; Sordariomycetes; Hypocreales; Nectriaceae.
AUGAGUUCAUUAGUAGUUAUGAGUCUGAACGACGCCGAGCCUCCAGAGACACUGUUUCUCGACAUGUCAGUUCAUGAUGUCCUCCACGACCCAGGAAUCCCUGCCGUUGAACCCUGGGCUACCAUGUUUAUCGAUGCUGUCCAUGACCAAAGGUUCGGCGAUGCGAUAUGGGCCCGCUACCAUAUCUUCGGAGAUGUGGAGGAUGGAAUAGUCGGGGAGAAAUUUACCGUACUUGAAGCUAUCAAGGACGAUGCAAUGAGAUACAAGAAAUUUGAACCUGAAAUAUAUGCUGAGGCUGUGGUUUUCUAUAAGGACAAGAUGAACAAGGCGGACACACAUCCAGAGGUGAUCGAGAUAAUCUUGCAAGUUGGUGAGCAAGAUCUUAGUGGUAUAGAUAUCCCUGAAGGCAUCUAG